This is a messenger RNA of Puccinia triticina, 288 nucleotides long. RefSeq lists its product as uncharacterized. The record is from RefSeq and is a predicted model, not a curated record. The transcript has a single exon. NCBI's taxonomy places the organism in Eukaryota, Fungi, Basidiomycota, Pucciniomycetes, Pucciniales, Pucciniaceae. The coding region runs from base 1 to 288 and encodes 95 amino acids.
AUGCAACCAACAGUACGGCGACUUGGUCGUCUCUGUCGGCCAUCUCCUCCGGACUCCGCCCUCAACAACUCGCCUCCUCCUUCCAAUCACAAGUCACCCGACCAGCCCAAGAAGGACAGGGUGCCCCCCAAGACCAUCCAGCUCAGGAGGACUACCCAACCCGAUUUCCUGCCCGCCAGAUCAGCCACAUUAGCUAAUAAUAUCGAGGAUGGCCCCGACUUCGGCAAGCACCCCACGACCGCAGACGUGCUGCAGCUGAUCGCCGAGUCGCAGCGGGCUACCCACUAG